Molecule: messenger RNA, 2125 nt
Organism: Lactuca virosa
Lineage: Eukaryota; Viridiplantae; Streptophyta; Magnoliopsida; Asterales; Asteraceae
Source: the annotation of a GenBank genome assembly
CACAUAUUCCAGGAUUUUGGCUUGCUCUAUUGCUUAAUCCGCCACUCAGCCCUCAAACCCCACAAAUUCAGUGCCCAAAAGAUAAGAUUUGAUUGCUCCACUCGCUAAUUUCAACCUCCCUUGAAAUUCCCUUAAUUCUAUGGACUGGAAAUUCGUUGUUUCUGUUCCUCCUCAAUGAUAGCUUCGUCGCCGGAACUCGCCACAAGUUGUCGUAAAAUAAUCGUUAGUUUCAUCAGUUCAGCUGCAUGAGUAGUCAAGUGAUUCGACUGAGAAGGGAGUUUACGAGCUGCUUCAAGGUGGAAGCAGUUUUAUUGAAGUCGAAUCAAUCAUGGUUGCGGUUUUUGUUUCUCCAACGACGAGGGUAUCUUCGACGAAGAUGUUCUCGUCUUUAUCUCGCCGUCAAUGCGAUGCUUAUACUUAUUCUUCUAUUACAUUACGUUCUUCUCCUCGACGAUUGAUCCCUCGUUUCACUAAUUUAAGGCUGAACAAUUUCUGUACAAGAUGCUCUAUUAUGACAAAUACUGAACUCUUGAAUAAUGUGAUCACAGAAGAUGUUCAUCAUGAUCCAUCAAUUGAUGCAUCAAGUUGUUCAGUUCCCAUUGUUCAUCUUAAUUCUGAAACCCAUGAUACCGAAUCAGCAAACUUACUUGUGGAAGGCACUUUUGUAGACAUGAUUUUAACCACAUUGCCGAUUCUUUCAGAGGAGGAGCAGGAAGUCAUUGCUGCAAUGCCUGCUCAUCCAGCAGGACUAUAUGCAUUAUAUGCUAGUUGCCUAGCUGGCAAUUUGGUGGAACAGCUAUGGAAUUUUGCUUGGCCUGCUGCUAUUGCAUUGCUUCAUCCAAGCCUUCUUCCAGUUGCUGUCAUGGGUUUCUGCACUAAGGUUGCUGUUAUUGCUGGAGGCCCAUUAGUUGGCAAACUUAUGGAUCUAUUUCCCCGUGUACCUGCAUAUAAUUUUUUGACUACAAUCCAGGCAUCUGCUCAAUUGUUAUCAGCUGGGAUGAUAAUUCAAGCACAUAUGGCACAUGCCUCCCUUGAAACAUCUGUACUGAUGCGCCCUUGGUUUAUCAUAUUAGUAUUAGCAGGGGCUGUUGAGAGGCUAUCUGGACUGGCUCUUGGGGUUGCAGUGGAACGUGAUUGGGUUGUUCUGUUAGCAGGAACAAACCGACCAAUUGCUCUUGCUCAAGCGAAUGCUAUUUUAAGUCGUAUUGAUCUCCUCUGUGAGAUUGCUGGAGCAUCUCUUUUUGGCAUUCUUUUAUCUAAAUACGAAACAAUUACAUGCUUGAAGCUUGCUGCUGCCUUGAUGAUGUGGUCAUUACCUGUUGUGAUUGGUCUCACAUGGUUAACCAACAUGCUUUCCUCUGGUGUUCUUGAUCGUGCCAAGUGUCCACAAAACAUCCUCCAGAACUUCCUCCAAAGAACACCUGCCACCCUGGAUAUGAGUAUGGGUGCGAUUAAACAUGGGUGGGAUGAAUAUAUGAAGCAGCCUGUUCUUCCUGCUAGCCUAGCCUAUGUACUUCUUUGCUUUAAUGUUGUUCUUGCCCCAGGUGGUCUAAUGACAGCCUUUCUCACACAGCAUGGUUUAAGUCCAUCUCUUAUUGGAGGGUUUAGUUGCUUAUGUGCUUUUAUGGGUGUUGGAGCAACAUUCAUGUCUGCUCAAAUGGUGAAGCAACUUGGCAUUUUAAAGGCUGGGGCAGCUGGACUUAUAUUGCAAGCUUCACUUCUUACCAUGGCUGUUGCUGUGUAUUGGAGUGGAACACUUCCCAAGCAGACUGGCCUUCUAUUCUUUCUUGGGUUUAUUGUGUUGUCAAGAUUGGGACACAUGUCGUACGAUGUGGUUGGAGCACAGAUUCUACAAACAGGAAUCCCGCCUUCAAAAGCAAAUCUUAUUGGGGCAACGGAGGUUUCCAUUGCAAGUUUAGCAGAAUCCAUAAUUUUGGGUGUUGUUAUAAUCGCAAACGAUGUUUCUCAUUUUGGAUUUUUAGCGAUGCUUUCGCUUUUAUCCGUGGUGGGGGCCGCAUGCUUGUUUUGCCGAUGGUUAACCAAUCCUACAGAUGUACAAAGAAGUCUUUUUGCUUUUUGAUACCAAAUUUUUUAUUCCAUUGUAAUUAUGUACACUUGGGGUCCU